Messenger RNA from Emys orbicularis (European pond turtle), 1465 nucleotides. It is a transcript of the gene AAGAB, whose product is annotated as alpha and gamma adaptin binding protein. NCBI's taxonomy places the organism in Eukaryota, Metazoa, Chordata, Testudines, Emydidae. The coding region runs from base 32 to 976 and encodes 314 amino acids. The transcript is spliced from 10 exons. The record is from RefSeq and is a predicted model, not a curated record.
AGCGGAAGCACCGGGCGGCCCGGGGGGAGCGAUGGCGGUGGCGGGUCCCUGUGCGCUGAUAACCAGCUGCGCUGCCACCUUUGCCGGGGAGGAGCUGGUUAAAAGUAUCAUUGGAACAGAAGACCCUGCUGCAGAUGUGUCUACAAGCGGAGGCGUGAGAUUUUACCCCUGGACAAUAGACAAUAAAUAUUAUUCUGCUGAUAUUCACCUGUGUGUGGUACCAAACAAAUAUCUUGUGACAGCAGAAAUUGCUGAAUCUGUCCAGGCGUUCGUGGUUUACUUCGACAGCACAACAAAAUCUGGUCUUGACAGUGUCUCUACAUGGCUUCCCUUGGCAGAAGAAUGGUUACCAGAGGUUAUGAUCUUGGUGUGUGACAGAGUAUCUGAAAAUGGUGUGAACCGACAAAAAGCUCAAGAGUGGUGCAUCAAACACAGUUUUGAACUGGUGGAACUGAGCCCAGAGGAGCUGCCUGAUGAAGACGAUGACUUUCCAGAGUCCACAGGGGUGAAACGAAUCGUACAAGCCUUGAACGCCAAUGUCUGGUCUAAUGUAGUAAUGAAGAGUGACAGGAAUCAGGGCUUUGGCCUUCUCAGUACACUAGCAGGUGCAAACUGCAGCAUUGGGUCAGAAGAGAACCAAGAUACAAAACCCCAUGCACCAGCAGUGGACAGAGCCGAAUCUCCUUUAGACAACAGAGGAGAUGUAGCUAGCACAAACAACUUGCAGAUUGACAGCAUUGUAGAUCCCAUGUUAGAUAUGGAUAUUCAAGAGCUAGCCAGUCUUACCACAGGAGAAGGAGACCUGGAGAAUUUUGAAAGACUGUUUUCAAAGCUGAAAGAAAUGAAAGACAAGGCAGCAACAUUGCCCCAUGAACAGAGAAAACUACAUGCAGAGAAGGUGGCCAAAGCGUUCUGGAUGGCAAUCGGAGGAGACCGAGAUGAGAUUGAAGGCCUCUCCUCAGAUGAAGAAAACUAAGUUCUCUGUAGCGGUUUGUAGUAGAGCUGAUGCGAUAUCCUAAAAGUAAUGCUGGACGUUUCCUACAAACAAACUCAUUUUUUGCUGAAGCUGCCAUUGGACUUGGUUUGCUUAAAAAUUUUAAGUGAUCCUCCUUGCUUAUCAUUGAGAGUAACACAUUCCAUAACACCUGAGCCUGCAUUAGAUGGUGUUUGUUCUCCUGCCUGUAUUCUCUCUCUGUGUCUGGCUAUACUUUUAAGGCAAUGUGCACCAUCUUUACCAUAAGUAGCAAACCACUUUAUAUUUUCCAAAUAACCAUUUUUGUUGUUUCCUUUGAGUUUUUAAAAAACAAAAUCACCAUCAGUUGUCUUUUUUCCAUGGGGUUGUCAAAUCAGUACUUGAAUCUGAACUCAAGCUUUGAGGCCUGGAUUGGUCUAAAGUUUUUAUGUAGCUUUAGAACUAAUUUACUGGUUUAAAGGAACCAGACUUGUGUGAGCCAUGAAGAGAAAA